This is a messenger RNA of Lipotes vexillifer (Yangtze River dolphin), 541 nucleotides long. It is a transcript of the gene CPLX3, whose product is annotated as complexin 3. NCBI's taxonomy places the organism in Eukaryota, Metazoa, Chordata, Mammalia, Artiodactyla, Lipotidae. Gene Ontology annotation, cellular component: SNARE complex; terminal bouton. The transcript has 3 exons. Gene Ontology annotation, molecular function: syntaxin binding. The coding region runs from base 65 to 541 and encodes 158 amino acids. Gene Ontology annotation, biological process: regulation of neurotransmitter secretion; synaptic vesicle exocytosis; neurotransmitter transport. The record is from RefSeq and is a predicted model, not a curated record.
CGCGGACGUGCUUGGGUGCCCGCCGCGUGGUACCCGGCGCCCGGUGCCCGGGCCAGGGAAGACCAUGGCGUUCAUGGUGAAGACCAUGGUGGGCGGCCAGCUGAAGAACCUUACUGGGAGCCUGGGGGGCGGCGAGGACAAGGGGGACGGGGACAAGUCGGCCGCCGAAGCGCAGGGCAUGAGCCGAGAGGAGUAUGAGGAGUACCAGAAGCAACUGGUGGAAGAGAAGAUGGAGCGGGACGCGCAGUUCACUCAGAGGAAGGCAGAGCGGGCCACGCUGCGGAGCCACUUCCGAGACAAAUACCGGCUGCCCAAGAACGAGACAGAUGAGAGCCAGAUCCAGAUGGCAGGUGGAGACGUGGAGCUGCCCCGGGAGCUGGCCAAGAUGAUUGAGGAGGACACAGAGGAGGAGGAGGAAAGGGCCUCGGUCCUUGGGCAGCUGCCCAGUCUCCCUGGCUUGGACCUUGGCUCACUUAAGGACAAGGCCCAGACCACACUGGGGGACCUCAAGCAAUCCGCGGAGAAGUGCCACAUCAUGUGA